This is a messenger RNA of Colletotrichum siamense, 858 nucleotides long. It is a transcript of the gene COL6A5, whose product is annotated as Collagen alpha-5(VI) chain. The transcript is spliced from 2 exons. Bases 1 to 858 code for a protein of 285 amino acids. The record is from RefSeq and is a predicted model, not a curated record. NCBI's taxonomy places the organism in Eukaryota, Fungi, Ascomycota, Sordariomycetes, Glomerellales, Glomerellaceae.
AUGCAGAUCCAAUCCGUCCUCGUCACCAUCGGCGCCCUCGCCGCCACGGCCGCCGCCAAGCCCAACCACCUCCCCUUCAAGCACAAGGACGGCAACCUCGCCAUCGUCAACGGCACCAUCGUCACCCUGACCCGCGUCCACCAGCAGGUCGAGACCUGGUGCCCCGAGCCCACCACCCUGUACUUCAACAACCGCACCUACAAGAUCGACAAGCCCACCACCUUCAAGAUCCCCGACUGCCCCUGCACCGAGAUCUACACCACCAACUACGACCACGGCUACUACCCCACCGGCGUCGUCCCUCCCGCCCCCGCUCCCCCGGUCGAGACCGGCGUCCCCGGCACCGAGUGCGGCGGCAGCCCCUGCCCGGGCCCCGCGCCCACUGGCCCCGCGGUUCCUCCCCAGGUUCCCGGCCAGUCUGGCGCCCCCGGCCCUGCUCCCAGCGCUCCUGCCGUUCCCGGUACACCUGGCACUCCCAGCACUCCCGGCACCCCUGCCACCCCCGGUGGUGAGGGCGGUGAUGCUGGCAACGGCGGCAACGGUGGAAAUGGAGGCAACGGCGGAAACGGAGGCAACGGUGGCAACGGCGGCAAUGGAGGAAACGGCGGCAACGGAGGCAACGGCGGCAACGGCACCCCCGGUUCCCCUGGCACCCCGGGUACUCCUGGCACUCCUGGCACUCCCGGUACCCCCGGUACCCCCGGCACCCCCGGCGGCUCUGGCGGUGCUGGCAACGGUACCGAGUGCGGCGGCGCCCCCUGCCCCACACACGUCGUCGUCGCCGGCGCCGAGAAGCAGGCUGCCCUCGCCGGCUCCCUGGCCCUCAUCGCCGGUGCCGUCGCCGUCUUCGCUCUGUAA